AUGCAGGCCCAGCUGUCGGAGUAUCCUACUUCGGCACCGUUUGAGAUCGGCGAAGUACAUGUCUCUAGGAUUUGCAUCUACCCCAUCAAGAGCUGCAGAGGUACGUCAGUAACGGAAGUCCGCUACACCCCUGAAUGUCUAGAGGAUCUGACUGCAAGGCAGGUACCAAAGAUGGUGCUGAUCACGCCUCGCAUCGUACCCGACCCCGCGUCUGCUUCUGGCGGGAUCCUCGAAGUCUCAUUCCCGGAAGAGUCUGGAUGCGAAACCUUCGCUGUCCCUCUGAACCCUACACAAGACAUCUUGAACACAUGGGAAACCAUCGACGACGGCUCCGUAAACGGCGAUGCCCGCGUCGACGGCUACAUCUGCCAAUCCGUCUCUUCAGACCCGUCCCCCUCCUCUAUCCUCUCUGAGUACUUUGAGCGCCCCGUGCACCUCAUGAUGAAAGGCCCCGCGCCACGCGCCUGCCCAACGACGUCCGCCGAGGAGAGCAUCGCAGAGUUCGAGCGCGUCGUGCGCAAGCUGGCGACGGACAGUGGGACUGCUAUCGGCGGGUUGAACCGCGAGCGCUGGACGAAGGGGUCUGUCCUCAUUGAUCGGUUCAGAGCGAACGUGAUCGUCAAGGGUGCUGGCGUCCCGUUUGCGGAGGACUUCUGGCGCGAAGUUGUCAUCAAUCCGCCUCCAAAUGAGUCCGACAGGGGACGCCAAUCUACCGCGGUUACCUUCGUACAGAAAUGUACCCGGUGCCUCCUGCCCAAUGUCGACCCAAACGUGGGCGACCGCGAUGCAGCGGUACCCUUCAAGAUCCUCAUGAAGUUCCGGACUGGGAUGUAUCACGAAGGGAAGAACAAGCCGUGCUUCGGAACAUACGGCGUGUUCAACGAUAGUGGUGUAAUCAAGAUGGGCGACACCAUCUCGGUCACGGAGUGGACAGAUGCAGAUGGGGUCUGA
Fomitopsis serialis is the source of this 951-nucleotide messenger RNA. RefSeq lists its product as uncharacterized. Bases 1 to 951 code for a protein of 316 amino acids. The transcript has 8 exons. The record is from RefSeq and is a predicted model, not a curated record. Gene Ontology annotation, molecular function: pyridoxal phosphate binding; molybdenum ion binding; catalytic activity. Lineage: Eukaryota; Fungi; Basidiomycota; Agaricomycetes; Polyporales; Fomitopsidaceae.